CCCCAUCCCCUUCCUCUCCCCCCCCCCCCCCCCCCAAUGGUCCGGCGAGCGGCGGCGGCGGCGGCGAGGUCUGGAGACGUGGAGCCGUCGGGGCGAAUCAACUGAGCGCCUCCCGCAAUGCUCUCUCGCGCGGCCCGAAUCCGCCGCGCCGCGGUGGCGGCCUUCUCCACCACCGCCGCCGCCGCCGCCGCGGCGAGGCCGGGGACUGGGCUGUACGGCUUCGAUGUGCUGCGCACGGCCAGGGGCUUCCGCCGCUUCGUCGACGACGCUAUCGAGAGGUCCGACGAACUCGUGGCCUACAUCGCCCGGCUGCCGCCGUCCGCGGAGAUUGUCCGCGCCAUGGACGAGAUAUCGAACACUGUCUGUUCAGUUAUUGACUCUGCAGAAUUGUGCAGGAACACGCACCCAGAUAGGGAGUUUAUGGAUGAGGCAGAUAAGGCAUCAAUGAGGAUUUAUGAGCAUCUUCAAUACCUGAAUACCAAUACUACUUUGUACAAUGCAAUACUUAAAGCUGAGAGCGAAGGUGUCCUGCUCACAGAAGAAGCUCGAAGGGCAGCAACGACCUUGCGUGUUGACUUUGAGAAGGGGGGAAUUCAUCUUCCUAAAGAUAAACUCGACCAUGUUAAUCAUCUGAACCUUGAGAUUGCCCAGUUGGGUCGAAAGUUCAGUGAAAAUGUUAUGAACAAACCUGGUUUUGUGGAUAUAUAUCCAGCUUCACGCAUUCCAAGAAAUAUGCAACGCCAUUUCAAAUCCAUUCACCGUAUCAAACCUUGGGGUGAUGAGGAACAAAGAAAACAAACGGACACUACAAAGCAAAAGGGUCUUAGGAUAGUUACUGAUUCAGGAACUCUAUCAACAGCUCUGAGAUGGGUCUCAGAUGAGGAAAUCAGGAGACAUGCAUACAUGGUAGGAAACUCUGAACCCUGUGAAAACAUUGCAGUACUUGACAAACUUAUAAGUGCACGCGACGAGCUUGCAAAGACUAUGGGAUGCAAAUCAUAUGGUGACUUUGCUAUUCGUCCUAAUAUGGCUGCAUCUGUAGAUGUUGUCAUGUCAUUUCUCAACGAUUUGAGUGACACAGUUAGACACAAAGCUGACGAGGAAAUUAAGAGUAUACAGGACUUCAAGAGAACAGUAUGCAAUGAAAAGAGUGCUAAUCUUGAACCCUGGGAUGAGGAUUACUUUAUUGGAAUGAUGAAAUCAUCUGCACAUGGCUUGGAUGUCUCAGUAGUCGCAGCAUACUUUCCAUUGUCCCAGUGCCUAAAAGGCUUAAACGUGCUGGUGGAAUCAUUAUUUGGUGCCACGUUCCAUCAGAUUCCUAUGGGGGAUGGAGAGUCAUGGCAUCCAGACGUGAUAAAGUUGUCUCUCCAUCAUCCUAACGAGGGUGAUUUAGGAUUUAUGUAUCUUGAUCUCUACUCCAGAAAGGGUAAAUAUCCAGGGUGUGCUCACUUUGCUAUCAGAGGGGGGCGACGAUUGUCAGACUCAGACUACCAACUUCCAAUCGUUGCUUUAGUUUGCAACUUUUCAAGUUCGAGUAAAAUAACUGCCAGGCUUAACCAUUGGGAUGUUGAAACUCUAUUUCAUGAGUUUGGCCAUGCUCUUCAUUCUCUACUCUCAAGAACGGAAUAUCAACAUUUCUCUGGUACUAGAGUUGCCCUUGAUGUGGCUGAAACUCCAUCAAACCUCUUUGAGUUCUAUGCAUGGGAUUAUCGUGUUUUGAGGAAAUUUGCUGUUGAUGAAACAACUGGUGAUCCGAUACCAGAAAAGCUGGUAAAGGCACUAAAUGCUUCUCGGAACAUGUUUCCAGCAAUGGAGCUCCAGCGUCAGAUUUUCUAUUCUAUAAUGGACUUGACUUUGUUUGGAGAGCAAGGAUCCAAGCCAAUGGACACAAUUUCUACUGUAGCUGAUUUGAGGAGAAAGCAUACAAGUUGGAAAUUUGUAGAAGGCACACACUGGCAUUCUAGAUUCACUCAUCUUAUAAAUUACGGUGCUGGCUAUUAUAGCUAUCUUUAUGCUAGAUGUUUUGCCACAACUAUAUGGCAAGAAGUAUGCCAAGAUGAUCCAUUAUCCCACAGCACAGGUAGUGCACUUAGGGACAAAUUUCUUAAGUAUGGUGGAGCCAAGGAUCCUUCCGCCCUGUUAAAGGAUUUUGUAGGUGAUUCCAUUAUUAGAAACUCUGGAGGAGGAAUAAUCCCUGAUAUUAGCUCCUUGUGUAAAGAAGUUGGUUUGUGAAAUACCAUUAUGAGUGGAGAUUGGGAUCAUUAUUUUUGACAUUGAGAUGAUUUAAAGGGCCAAAAGAUUGUCAUGAUAAUAUGGUAUCAUGGAGAUGGUGGAGGUCAGGAGCUUUGUCUGCCACUGGGUCGCAGGAACUAGUUGAAGAUCAAGCUGAAAAAGUGAUACCAGAUUCUUGACAAAGAACUGAAAUGAUUCUCAAUACAGGAUCCUCUAUUUCAACCUUUGCAGGUUAGAUCAGCAGGGUACUUGGUGGAUCCUGUUUCACCAUUGUUGAAUCGCCAGUUUUAACUUGCGGCUGCAAAGGUGGGCUUUGCCCUGUCAACUGAUUUUUGACAUUUACUCCGAUUGGUCGGAGCUGUUGUUCAAAAGUUAUAGUGUCCCAGGCUAAUCCUCUAUACUCCAUCACAUGUAAUUCGCUAAACUGAUCAUAUAAGUGCAAGAUGUGCCCCGAUGAUUUUUUUUAAGGAAAAAAAACUCAAUUCACACGCAUCAAUUAAGUAUCAAUUAACGCUUAAUAGCGUCCAAAUAAUUUGUGAAGCUAUCCAGGAUGUUCAGCGUGUGUGUCU
Molecule: messenger RNA, 2801 nt
Organism: Oryza brachyantha (malo sina)
Lineage: Eukaryota; Viridiplantae; Streptophyta; Magnoliopsida; Poales; Poaceae
Product: mitochondrial intermediate peptidase, mitochondrial
Exons: 17
Coding region: 118-2232 (704 amino acids)
Biological process (GO): peptide metabolic process; proteolysis
Molecular function (GO): metalloendopeptidase activity
Source: RefSeq, a predicted model, not a curated record